Messenger RNA from Coturnix japonica (Japanese quail), 1557 nucleotides. The record is from RefSeq and is a predicted model, not a curated record. Lineage: Eukaryota; Metazoa; Chordata; Aves; Galliformes; Phasianidae.
AUGCUGACUGUGGGGAUCCAUAUCCCAGACAGCACUGGCAGUUUGGUACCGACGCUGCCAUGCCAGCAACUGCCUUUACCCCCAUGGCAGAUUGCGGUCAGGAGAGGGGUGAGUGACCUCAGCUGCCCUCUGGGGCUCUGCGUGGCAUCGCAGCCUCACCACGGGCUGGGGGAGCACAGACUGAGCACCAGAGCUGUGCCGGGCACUCCCUGGCUCAGGGCACUUUGUCCUCACGGCCACACCCGUUGCUUUCCACAGCCCUGGGAGCUGCUCCUCUGCAGCUCCUGUGCUGCACGAGGGACACACCGCCGUUGCUCCUACCUGAGUAACAGCACAACCGAAUGGGAGUGCAACGCCUGUGCUGGAGAGGGCACCGCCUCCAGCACCAGCUCAGGUCUUGCUGGCCUCGGCACCACCAGCCAGCAGGGACUGCAGCCAUCUCAAAGCUCUCUGACACCCGAGAGCAGCAGCUCCGGCACCACCAGCGAGCACGGACUGCCGCCACCCCAAGGCUCCACAGCACCAGAGAGCAGCAGCUCCACAACCACCAGCCAGGCACCAUCGGAGCCAGCUCACAGUUCCCGCGUGCCUGAGAGCAGCGGCCUGUCCAUCCAGCGCAGGACGGACCGCAGGAGAGGCAUGCCACAUCUACAGAGGGAUGAAAACACCUUUAAUGAGUCCAGAAGACACCGUAGAAGAAUCCAUAAUGCUGCCCCAAUUGCUGAGAGCAGCACCUCAGACUCUGCCAGCCAGGGGGACAUCUCGGUCCUCGAGGCGCUGCCCUGCACUGGGAUACAACCUCAGGUGCAGGCAGGGACAGCGGGCCCGGACAAGAAGCCGCUCUCCGUUGCGGCGCCGGGCCCCAGAAUCUCCGAGCCGGCCCCAGAGACACCUUGGGAGCAGGCAGACACCAAGCCCAGGUGCUCAGAGCUGCAGCUACACCACACCGGCAGCACCGGGGUCCUCCAGGGCUUCCAGAACAGCCGACAGAAGCCCAUCCAGACAUCCAGCGCGGGCCCGGACUCGAAGCCGCUCGCCUCUCCAUCGUCGGGCUGCGGAGACCGACAGCCAGCCCCGAAGACGCCGCACGAGCCGGUCCAGGCGGCGAGGGCCAGCCCAGGGGCGGAGCCGCUCCCGGGUAUCACGUCGGGCCCGGCGCAUCACCAGCCGGCCCCGCUGAUGCCGCGGAGCAGCAGGUGCAAACCUACCAAGCUGGCACCGAUCCUCAGAACCCUUAAGAUUUCACGAGUUCCCACCGACACCCCCCAGCUGCCCGCUACCCACGUACCUCAGGGCCACAAGCCCCCACGCGUCUGGGCAACACUACAUGCGACGCUGACAGCCGCCCAGGCGCCCGGACAGUCGACGCUGCCGAGGUGGCAGCGCAGAACGAGGCGGCUUGCAGAGGCAGAGGAGCGUGUUACGCGGAAUGAUCCCAAGCAUGAAGGUACCUCACACUGGUUGCAAGCUGAGGCCGUCGUCGCCUCGUGGGAGGGUCCGCGAUGUACACGUGGUGACGACGGGGAGAAGAGGACGACCGCAGACCACCUGAUCUGA